GUCUCACGCUGAAAGCCGUUCUUCGUAUAUUUUCAGUUUUCUGGGUUUGUCCUGAUAAAGUGAAAUGCAGCCCACUUGGGCGGAACUCAAGUUUAUCUUUUGGCAUGUCGUUCGCCAGACAUGUAACCAUAACGCAGAGUAAUCAUGCCGUGUCCUGCCUUCACAGCUCAUAUACUUUGCUGGCUUUGUCUUUGUGGAUGUGUGGCAGAAAGUAUCCGUACAUUACCUCAUGUUGAGCGUUUUGAUGUGGUGAGACCUAAAAGACUGAACCUCAGUAAGGUACAGUCUGAUAAAAAUCCACCAAGCCAUGAGAAGUAUCCUGACAGACUCGCAUAUAAAUUAUUCUUUGAAGGAGAAAAUCAUGUGAUUCACUUGGAAAAGAACAAGCAACUCGUUGGACAUAAUUACACUGAAAUAUACUAUCAAGAUGACGGAUCAAUUGUGAGCAGAAAUCCAAGUUUUAAGGACAAUUGCUACUACCAUGGGCACAUUCAAGAUAUGGAAUAUUCCUCAGUCAGCGUGGGAAUCUGUUCUGGGAUCAGAGGUUUUGUCAGAGUGAAACAACAAGUCUAUCUGAUUGAGCCCCUAGCUAACCACAGUGAUGGAGAUCAUGCACUUUAUAAACACCAGCAUCUGAGGAGAAGGAGAAGCUCUGCUGGUGAACCGAAAACCAUGUUUUAUGACCACGAACCACAAGUGAGCGCUGCCUUAAAGUCGAGCAGAUGGAAUAUGAAGAGUUUUCAAACUCCAAGAUUUGUGGAAUUAUUUCUGGUGGUCGAUAACACUGAGUACAGAAACUUUGGCUCUAGCAUGGAUUCUAUCAGAGCCAGGAUGCUGGAGGUGGUAAAUCACGUUGACAAGUUGUAUCGAUCUCUUAAUAUCCGAGUGAUGUUGGUGGGUCUUGAGGUCUGGAUGAAACAGGACCAGAUUGUGGUCAGUGUGAGUUCUGAUGACACUCUCAGUCGCUUUAUAGAAUGGAGGAAGAGCAAUCUGCUUAAAAGGGUCAAACAUGACAACGCUCAGUUUGUGACUGGAAUUGAUUUUUUGGGUGACACAGUUGGGUUGGCAAACAAAUUUGCAAUGUGUGCCGAAAGCUCAGCAGGAGUCAAUCAGGAUCAUAAUCAGAACCCACUGGGCCUGGCAUCCACAAUUGCACAUGAGAUGGGUCAUAACAUGGGCAUGUCCCAUGAUGAGGAUCACUGCACGUGUGGCUCGUCAGUGAUCAGUUCCUUCUGUAUCAUGACAGAGCGUGUGGGCACGCUGUUCCCAGAGCAGUUCAGUGACUGCAGUCUAGAGCAGCUGACUGUAUUUCUAGACAACGCCAACCCUAGCUGUCUGCUGGACACCCCCAGCUCAUACAAACUGUACAGUGGGCCUGUCUGUGGUAAUGCUUUCCUGGACCCUGGAGAGGAGUGUGACUGUGGAUCAGUGGAGGAAUGUAAAAAUCCAUGCUGUGAUCCCAUGACCUGCAAGCUCACUGAAGGUUCACGCUGUGCUCAGGGAGACUGCUGUGAGAAUUGCCAGAUAAAAGAUGCUGAAAGCUUGUGUCGAGCAUCUAUAAAUGAGUGUGAUGUUCCGGAGUACUGCACAGGGCUUUCGGAGAAGUGCCCUGAGAAUGACUUCAGGAUGAAUGGCAUACCUUGCAGCUCUGGCCAGGGUUACUGCUACAAUGGCCAAUGCCCCACUCAUCUCCAGCACUGCCAAAGGCUUUGGGGAACAGGUGCCAAAGUGGCUCCUGACACAUGCUUUUACCAGAACACAUUAGGAAAAAAUGAUUCUCACUGUGGAAAAACCAAAGAUGGCAUCAGACCCUGUGCAAGAGAAAACAUGUUUUGUGGAAAGAUCUUUUGCAAUGAAGGAAAUGAAUUCCCCGUUACUGGUCAGAAAGCGGUCAUAGUAACAUUAAGAGGACAGUGCAACGUAGCAGGGGACCAAACAGAGGAGGACGCGCUCAGCAUGGUUCCAACUGGCACAAAAUGUGGGCAUAAUAAGGUUUGCUAUGAUUAUAAGUGCCAAGAAUUGAACAUUUAUGGUAGCAUUGAAGGCUGUUCACUGCAGUGCAAUGGUCGAGGGAUUUGUAAUCAUAAAAAACAAUGCCACUGUGAUCCAGGCUGGGCACCACCUUACUGUAAUGUCAAAUAUUCUGAAUUGUCAUCUGCAAAGACCAUUGGCAUCUCAGUAGCUGUUGCAGUCGCUGUGCUUGUGGUAAUAUGUGGAGCCGUGCUUUAUCAUAAAAAAAGAAAAGCCAUCAGCCGCCACAAGACGCAAACUCCAACUUCAGGGCAAACGAGUCUUCUUUUUGAGAACAACAGUGCCCAGAAGGACCGUCCUGAGAUCAGUCAGCCUAUAUUCAUGGGGACCACUGUAUCUCAACCCUGCACCCCUCUAACUGCCAGAGUGGGUCCGACCCGUCCUGCUCCACUACCUCCAAAAAAGCCGCCAUCACAACCCCAGCAGACCACAGUUACACAGGGAACGAAGUUGCCUGCACCUCCAGUUCCUCCAGUAAAACCAUCUUUAGCAACAGGAUCCUGGAGGAAUGACCAUGUGACAGAAGACACAGUGAAGGUUGUGUUGAAACCUCCCAUCAUGCCAAGAAGAUGACCAGACCUGAAAUCCCCCUGUGAGUCAUUUCAGGAAAUUAGAACCUUUCUCUGUCACUUUUAUAGAGUGGGAGUGUCUGAAUCACAAAGUGCUUUUUUUAAACCAUGCUUUAAAAAACACACAUACACUGCUGUGCUUGGCCUUAGCUGCGUGUUGUCUGUUAGUAUAUAGUUAAAUUAAAAUUAUUCCCCCUCCUG
This is a messenger RNA of Danio rerio (zebrafish), 2801 nucleotides long. The record is from RefSeq and is a predicted model, not a curated record. Lineage: Eukaryota; Metazoa; Chordata; Actinopteri; Cypriniformes; Danionidae.